CCGAUUUGUUUAGAGAGUACAUCUCUUUUUUUCAAAACCAGCAGUAGUGCCUGUUCUAAUACGAAAGUGCAAAAUGAAGGUUGCCAUUAUUGCGUUAGCUACAAUGACCAUGGUCUUGGCAGAGCCUCCAGUUCCAAGCAGCCAGUACCUUCCCUCAAACCAGUACAUUCCACCAUCAACCCAAUAUGGAGCUCCUAGCGCGCCAAAACCAUUUUCUCCUCCUUCAAGCACUUACGGUGCACCUGCACAAACAGAAGCUAUUCUGAAACCUUCAAACGCUUAUGGACCACCCAGCGACACCUACGGAGCACCUAGUUCUCAAUACGGACCACCCAGCACUCAGUAUGGACCACCCAGCACUCAGUACGGACCUCCUGGUUACGCUAAUGGAAACGGUGAUCAGUCGGCACCAGCCAACUACCAAUUCGAAUACCACGUCCAAGACGCUGCAUCUGGCAACGACUUUGGUCACGAAGAAGAGAGACAGGGGGAUGUAGCCCAAGGAAAAUACUUUGUCCUUCUUCCUGAUGGUCGUGUGCAAACCGUUGAGUACACCGCUGAUUCAGAAGGAUACAAACCAAAAGUAACCUACGAGCAAGUAGGUGGGUACCCUUCUGGAGGACCUGGAGGAUAUCCUUCAGGUGGUCCAUCCAACGGAGGAUAUCAAUAUUAGGUAAUUGAUUAUGGUCAAUUCUGAGAAAUGCUUGGUAAUUUAAGUGAAUUUUGAUGACCACGUUUCAUGUAGGGGCUUAGUAAAAAUAAUGAGGUUCGUGGUGACCAUUAAAGAGCUGUUGAGAAAAAAAGGUACAAACCAUAUGAUGAAUUCAAUUUUGAAAGGAUGGCGUUCAGAGCCACAGCAAAUUUGUCUCUCACAGACGUCCAAUAAUUAUUUUUCUGAAAGUACUGACUGGAGGAAUACAAAACUACUGUUUAUUCCUAUAUUAUUUUUGAGUACGUUUUUAACAUCAACAGCUUCAAAAUAGCAGAAUGAUCAUUUCAGUUACUCCAUAUUUCUAUAAAUUGACAACUUUUGUAUAUAUUUCACUACUACUGUUACAAAUGCACUUGUUUAGCCGUUACCUUCUAUCUUCUUCUCAAGUAACUGGUUCAUUAUUUUCAUAUGAGCUUCUGCGAUUUUUUUUAAUUUUUCACAUAAUUACCGAGAAUUUCUCAUAUAUAUGCUCAUUUGGGCCAGAAUAGCUUUAAUAUUUGUAUUAUAUGAUAUUUUACGACUUAUUAUGGAAUGACGAUGAAGAUUUGGAAAACGUUAAUGGAUAACGAUUGAUGGUAUCGUGUAAAUAGGGUAUAUUUGUAUUGAGUGCAUGCCAUAUUUAUAAUAUAUACGUAGUAAGUAGAUAAAAGAGUAUUAUAUUUUUAUACGAGACAAAGCAAUAAAUAUUUUUGAAUAGA
Messenger RNA from Leptinotarsa decemlineata (Colorado potato beetle), 1410 nucleotides. RefSeq lists its product as uncharacterized. The record is from RefSeq and is a predicted model, not a curated record. Gene Ontology annotation, cellular component: extracellular matrix. NCBI's taxonomy places the organism in Eukaryota, Metazoa, Arthropoda, Insecta, Coleoptera, Chrysomelidae.